This is a messenger RNA of Colletotrichum scovillei, 3865 nucleotides long. RefSeq names its product MBOAT family protein. Gene Ontology annotation, biological process: triglyceride biosynthetic process. Gene Ontology annotation, molecular function: diacylglycerol O-acyltransferase activity. Bases 933 to 2498 code for a protein of 521 amino acids. Lineage: Eukaryota; Fungi; Ascomycota; Sordariomycetes; Glomerellales; Glomerellaceae. Gene Ontology annotation, cellular component: endoplasmic reticulum membrane. The record is from RefSeq and is a predicted model, not a curated record. The transcript has 4 exons.
CUAGCUUUGAGGCGCUCUCCGUUGAUCCAGCCAGGUUCCGGGUCAGACAGCUCAACGACCCUGACAUUCUCAAGGUCUCCCCUUCCAAUCCCGCCCCAAUGGGCCGUGCCAUCAUAUCGACCAUACCUUACCUUAGUACCUUGGCCCGUCGUCACUCGUCUCUCUCUUUUUCGUAAAUUGUGUUUUGUUUACUUCAUCUCUCCUGCAUUUCCAUGUCUCUGAUCAGUUCUCUGCAUCGCAUCUCUUCAACUGGCCCGUCCUGCACGCCGUCUGCAUUCUUGUCGUCAGCGCGCCUCCUCUUCCAUCAUUCCUCCACGUUGAUGAACGAAUCCCCACGCUACAAGGUCUGAUGGCGUCGGCCUAGCCUCCUCCACCUGGUUUUCCCUCCGACUACAUACCUCACUUACCUUUUCCCCCCCUGUGCCUUGACGUACCCCCUUCUUUAAAGCUACCUCACCACUCAAUCAUUUUCCUGCACCUCAGCCAUUGCCCCUCACCAGGCACAGCCAAAAAGCCAAUGCGCCCUACCUGGACCGUCCAAUCCAGAUAAAAUAGCUUCUCCUCAGUUCUGAAAGGAGCUCAGAUCGAUUCGCGGGCGCCGUCCGUUUUCCCCUUGGAAACGCCGGCUACAAAGUCAAUCCGUACUCUUCAUCUUGCCUGACCCGGCCGCGCGCGGUGUCUUGCAUUAGAGAUCUAUACUAACGAGUCCGAUACCUAUCUUAUCGCGCUUGCCACCACUUCGCUCCCUGCAUUGCAUGUACAUAGCUCUUCCUUGACAGCCCACCUACACGUCUCCUCACUUUUAUACUUUCACCCAUCUUUUCCCCUCGUCAUCCACUACGGCCGCUUUCCCUUUCUCCUCCUCCUCCUCCUCCUCCUCUCUCUUACAUUCUUAUUGAGGUCCCAAUAGCUCCAAGGACGUCCUGCCCGUCAUGAACACGGCCACGGUGACGAACCUUGAGAGCUCAAGCACCACCACUACCUCCUCCUCCCUGCGUAACAAGCACAAUGGCACCUCCAAUGGCAACUCCAACCCCAAGGCCGCCGUCAAGCCGACUACACCCGACACCAACCGUACGACCGACGAGCUGAGAAGGGCUAUUCAAAAGAAAUACAGACACGUCGCUGCCGUCCACUCCAAAUCGCGCCCAUCAACCCUGAGCCAUGACUCUAACACGGCCCCGAGCUUCAUUGGCUUCAGGAACUUGAUGAUUAUUGUCCUAAUUGUCGGUAAUCUUCGUCUGAUGAUGGAGAACAUUCAAAAAUACGGAGUCUUGAUUUGUAUUGGCUGCCACGAUUUCCGCCAGCAAGAUCUCGCUCUCGGCUUGGGCUUAUAUCUUCUGAUCCCUUGUCAUCUCAUCGCCGCGUACCUAAUCGAACUAGCUGCCGCCCAGCAAGCAAGGGGCUUGCGGGCGAAAUCGAAAGACGGAGCCGCCAGCCCAACAGAGGACCAGCGCGCGAGGUUCAACUCGACCUGGAAGGUUAUCGCUUGGAUCCACGCCGUUAACAUCACCCUCGCGCUGACCGUUACAUCCUACGUCGUGUACUUCCACAUCCACCACCCGUUGAUCGGCACUCUGACUGAGCUCCACGCCAUCAUCGUCUGGCUCAAGACGGCGUCGUACGCCUUUACGAACCGAGACCUGCGUCAUGCCUACUUGCAUCCUGUCAAGGGCGAGCUCGCUGCCAUGCCCGAGAUUUACCAGCAGUGUCCGUAUCCUCAGAACAUUUCGAUGCACAACCUGGCGUACUUCUGGUGGGCCCCGACAUUGGUCUACCAGCCCGCGUACCCUAGGACGGACAAGAUCAGAUGGGUCUUUGUCGCGAAGCGCAUGGCAGAGGUAUUUGGUCUGGGUGUCUUUAUCUGGUUCGCCAGCGCCCAGUACGCCGCCCCUGUCCUCAUCAACUCUCUCGAUAAGAUUGCGUCUUUGGACGUCCCUAAGAUUCUCGAGCGGCUGAUGAAGCUCUCGACGAUUUCUCUGGUCAUCUGGCUCGCCGGCUUCUUUGCCCUCUUCCAAUCCUUCCUCAACGCCCUCGCUGAAGUCACCCGGUUUGGAGACCGGUGUUUCUACGAGGAUUGGUGGAACAGCGAGAGCCUUGGUGCAUACUGGCGGUUAUGGAACAAGCCCGUAUACCAGUACUUCAAGCGUCAUGUCUACUCACCCCUGAUCGGCCGAGGAUGGAGCCCAAGAGCCGCGCAACUGGCCGUCUUCUUUGCGUCUGCUGUUCUGCACGAGGUUCUUGUUGGUAUCCCGACACAUAACAUCAUUGGUGUUGCUUUUGCGGGCAUGUUCUUCCAACUCCCCCUUAUUGCCCUCACCACCCCUCUGGAAAAGAUGCAAUCUCCAACGGGUCGCAUGCUCGGCAACUGCAUUUUCUGGGUUUCCUUCACCAUUCUCGGGCAGCCCUUUGCGGCUCUAAUGUACUUUUACGCGUGGCAGGCCAAGUACGGCAGCGUCAGCAGGCAAAUGGCCUGUAAUUCGGUUGCAAGCUCGUAACUAGGGCAAAACAAACCUCAAAUGGGUCACGACGUUGGCCUGGUAAUUUUUUCUAAUGUACACUAUGAUUUCUGGGUUUUAGACAAAACACAAUACUUGGCAUUUGGCUCAACAUGUUGUUCUUCUAGUUGCGUGCCAUGACGAGCCCCGUACUAACUACCCGCAAAAGGGAAUCAUGGUCCCGACACGCUUGCGAUAGUCCUCGUAAUCCUGUCCAAAGAACCUGACCAACAGCUCCUCCUCGUGUCGUAUCCUCUUUGCAAAAAAGUACCACAGCACGACGGCGUACGCCACCAAGGACACGACAUUUCCCAUGACGAGCUGCGUGCCAAUAGCCCACCAGAAGAAGCCAAAGUACGAAGGGUGCCGAAAGUAGGCGUACACGCCGCCCGUGACGAGGGUGUGGGACUCUGCGCGGUAGUGCUGGAUGGUGUGGUUGAAGCUCUGGCCCGCCGUGACCAUGGCCGCGGAGCGGACCGUCUGGCCCAGCCCGACCAGGAGCAGACCUGCCAUCAGGAAGAAGGGUCGGAGGCCGAAGGGCGCCCAGACGCUGUCGGGGAAGACGAGGUUCGUGAGGAGGCACUCGAGGAAGGCUGUGGCGUGGGCGAUUGCGUAGGCGGGCCAGUUUGCUGUCAGGAGGUAGGCGUGGACCGUCGCUUGCGGGGUGUUGUAGGCUGCCGUUGUGUAGAAUUCGAGAAAGUGGAAGAGGGAGAGGGCGGAGAGGAAGAAGGGGAGGCGCCAGAGCGGGGACGAGGUUGUUAGGAGGAGGAGGGAGAGGGAGAGGAGGCCGAGGGUGAAGGUCGUGCCGAGGAGGAAGGCGCGGAGGGCGAUGCCGGCGAGGGAUUUUGGUUGGUUUGGGUAGUAUUCUUUUCCUGGGAUGGGAGGGUCCUGGGGGCGGGCGUCGCUUGGGGGGAUGUUAGUUUGGGAGUCUUUUUGGUUGUGGCGGUGAUGGUUCAGGAGGCUUGAUGGUUGGGAGUAGAGGGGGUUCGUGGGCGUGCGGGAAGACAUCGCGAUGGUGGGGGUUUUGGUGUUGAGGGGCAGAGUUCCGUAGGACUGAACGUCCUUUGGAGGUGUCCGAGGACGUCGAGGUCGCGGCCACACUUGCUCGCCUCACUUCACCUCACAUCAGGGAUACGACAGAACAGGACAGGAGGGUAUGGGACCGGACAUUUGCGGGGAGGAGACGGGGCGAGGGUACGGUAGAUCGGGAUGGUAUUUUUGUGAUUGAUGCCGGGACCGAAGGUGGUGUGGCUGAGUUUGCGGCUGUGGUUGAAGCAAGACUGAGGAGGAAAGACACAGGGAAUGGAUGGUGACAGAUAGCAAGGUAAGGUAGGGAAAGGUAGAGAUAGGUGCUAGGUAAGGUAGAU